AUGGACACCAACGAGACGCAGCGCGCCGUCCUCGCGGCGCUGUACCGCAAGAUGAUAGACGCCAGCCACAUCCUGCACCAACAAGGCGUGCUGGACGCCUACGGGCACCUCUCGGCGCGGCACCCCUUCAACCCCGACGUCUUGAUCAUGUCGCGGUCCAUAGCCCCAGGCACCAUCUCGAGCGCGGAGGACCUGAUCGGGUACCACGUGCGCGACGCGGAGCCCCUGGACCCGGGCUCCGCGAAGGGCUUCGCCGAGCGGCACAUCCACUCCGAGGUGUACCGCCGGCACCCACGUGUCAAUGCCGUGGUGCACAGCCACGCCGAGAGCGUCAUCCCGUACACGAUCUCGGGGGUGCCGCUGCGUCCCUGCUACCACAUGGGCGGGUUUCUGGGCCUGGGGGCCAAGGGUUGGCCGGAGGUGUACGAUGCGGCUGAGCACUUGGUGGAGGGGGACGUGCCGGACAUGCUGGUGCGCAAUGCCCACCUCGGGGAGCCGCUGGCGGCGUGCUUUGAUGGCGGGGCUGUGGUCGCUCUCAUGAGGGGUCACGGGCUGACCGUUGUUGCGGGUGGGGUUGAGGAGGUCGUGUCGCGGUCUGUGUAUACCAUGAAGAACGCGAGUAUACAGACGGCUGCCUUGACGAUGCAGUCGGCGUUCGCGGCCCAGGGCGGUGCUUCGAGGCCUGGCGGCUUGGAGUUCCUCGACGAAAGCGAGUCCAAGGCUGCGACGGGAAUGGCUCAGUGGUCUGCCCAGAGACCUUGGAAGCUGUGGGUCAGGGAAGUGGAGGCGGGCGGGCUUUAUUUGAACUCUGCUUGA
This is a messenger RNA of Diaporthe citri, 816 nucleotides long. RefSeq lists its product as uncharacterized. Gene Ontology annotation, molecular function: aldehyde-lyase activity. Gene Ontology annotation, biological process: pentose catabolic process. Gene Ontology annotation, cellular component: cytosol. Lineage: Eukaryota; Fungi; Ascomycota; Sordariomycetes; Diaporthales; Diaporthaceae. The record is from RefSeq and is a predicted model, not a curated record. The transcript has a single exon. Bases 1 to 816 code for a protein of 271 amino acids.